UAUGCGAUUCUUCCGAAAUGCAGCGACUGGACAGUCUCCACCCUCUAAGGUCGGUUAUGUUGUUGAACCUUUACAAACGUUUUGCUCUUCUUCACUAUUGAUUGCUUACGUUCAUUCCGCACCAAAUCAUCUUCUGAGAAGAAAUACAAUUAGAGAUACAUGGGGCAACCCGAGAAAUUUCCCUGGGUUUCGGGUUAUCUUUGUUCUAGGAAGAGUAGAUGACAAUAGAACCAUGGACAGUAUAUUAAUGGAAUCCGAAAUGUACGGAGAUGUUCUUGUAGCAGAUUUUUUAGAUACUUAUAAGAAUUUGACGCUAAAGGCAGUUUCCGCUGUAACUUGGAUGUCGAAUCAUUGCUCCAAUGUAAAAUAUAUACUAAAGACUGAUGAUGAUAUUUUCGUUAAUCUUUUUACGCUUAUCGACCAAUUAAAAUUGUACUCAAAUAUUAAAAAUAGCUUCUUAUGCUUAGUCUGGAAUAGAAUGAAGGUUGUUAGAGAGAAGAGAAGUAAAUGGUACAUAUCAAAAGAGGAGUUCGAAAAGGAUAUCUUCCCUACUUAUUGUUCAGGUUCCGCUUAUAUACUGACAUCCGGAGUUGUUGGAAAGUUAGCAACAGCUGCUAAAGACGUAGGAUUUUUCUGGGUCGAUGAUUUUUACGUAACGGGCUUACUAGCCAAGAGGUCGGGAGUAAGUUACGUUCAAUUAAAUCCAGGCUACGUUCUUUCUCCAACUACUUUUUACGAAAAAUUUACAGAAGUUAGUUCAAGGAAUAAGUUAAUUUUUGGUCACGUUCAAAAUGUUAAUGAGAUGAAAGCUGUUUGGAAGAUUAUCCAUCGAGACCGUGCCAGAUGGAAUAAUUCAGCUGCAGGGCUUUAG
Molecule: messenger RNA, 871 nt
Organism: Dimorphilus gyrociliatus
Lineage: Eukaryota; Metazoa; Annelida; Polychaeta; Dinophilidae
Source: the annotation of a GenBank genome assembly